Messenger RNA from Xiphophorus couchianus (Monterrey platyfish), 6888 nucleotides. It is a transcript of the gene nid2a, whose product is annotated as nidogen 2a (osteonidogen). Gene Ontology annotation, cellular component: basement membrane. Gene Ontology annotation, molecular function: calcium ion binding. Gene Ontology annotation, biological process: cell-matrix adhesion. Lineage: Eukaryota; Metazoa; Chordata; Actinopteri; Cyprinodontiformes; Poeciliidae. The transcript has 44 exons. The record is from RefSeq and is a predicted model, not a curated record. Bases 180 to 5849 code for a protein of 1889 amino acids.
UACUUCCAGCACCGGGACGCAGCGUGUCACUCAGCCCGCCUGUGACCAAUCAGUGCGCGGCUAAGCUCCUCCCUCCCGCUCCGGCAGGAGCGGCUGGGUCCCGGCGGGGUUCUCCUCCUUUCCGCUGCUCCGCUCUCCGAGUCCGGCUGUUUGUGCUCCCAGAGCUGCUCGGCCUGCCCAUGGACAGAGGAGCGAUGCUGACCGCGGCUCUGCUGUGCUGCUGGAGCUGCACCGUGUGUGUGGUCACAGCCAUCCGGAGGACGGAUCUGUUCCCUUUCGGGGAUUUGAACGGAGAUUUAAUUCUACCAGAGGGCGACGAUGAGACAUCCAGAGCGCUGACCCUACCGAGACCCUUUUACUUUUUUGACUCCCCUUUUUCCCAGCUCUAUGUGGCCACGAAUGGCAUCGUCUCGGCUCAGGACCUGCCAAUGGAAAAGCAGUAUGUUGAUGAUGGUCUGCCUACAGACUUCCCCGUUGUGGCUCCGUUCCUGGCCGACAUUGACACAAGUGGAGGACGAGGAAACAUUUACUACCGCCUUACUGAAACACCCAGUGUACUUAACAGAUUUGCUCAGGAGGUUCACCGGGGCUUCCCAGAUGCAAAAUUCACUCCGACACACGCCGUGGUGGCAACGUGGGAAAACGUCGCUGCGUACGAAGAACAAGCUCGAGCCACUGGCGCUACCAACAAGGUCAAUACGUUCCAAACUGUGAUUGGAUACGAUGAAACUGACUCGUACGUUCUCUUCCUUUAUCCCGAAGAUGGACUCAACUUUUUUGGGACGCGACCCAAGGAGUCCUAUAAUGUGGAGAUAGAGUUUCCUGCUAGAGUUGGCUUCAGUAGAGGAGAAGUUUCAUUUUUCAUCAUCUCCAAAACCGAUGGACCUUUUUACAGCGUUGCGCAAGAUGAAAACAGUGUUAAAAGGCUUUCUCAGGUUGGAAAUACUGGCGUUCCAGGUGUUUGGCUCUUCCACACUGGAAAACGGUUUUCUUUUCAAGAGAUCAUUCCUGCAUCCAUUGGUGGUCUCCUUGCUGUCCCCCCUACUGCUGGUUAUGGUCUCUAUCUGGACACAACCACUCCAGAAUAUGAGUUUGAUGAUUACAACUUUGAGCCAGAGAGCCAAGAAGAAGUGGAUGCUGCUGGUAGUCCUGACUCUCCAAAUACUCGAUCGGAAGACUCCGAUCGCCAGUUAUCGUACAACAGAGAAGACGUGCCGUUGACCUUGGAGCCGGUAGAAAGGCAGUACGCUCCACCCGGGUUUCCACUGACGGUUCCAGAAGGGCGCACUCAACGGGUCGAGGAACAGCAGCCACAGCUUCCUUUGGAGGUGGUGGACGUCUACCCCCCUCUGAGAAACCCGCCCCCCUCUGGAGGUCAUGUGGUCAGCUUGGAUGAAGAGGAUGUUGACUUUGACACAGGAGUGAUCCAGUACACUACAGAGAACAAGGAAACAUGCGCCAGGUUCCAGCAGCAAUGUUCCCAGAAUGCAUUCUGCUCAGAUUACGCCACAGGAUUUUGCUGCCACUGCCGACCGGGCUUCUACGGAAAUGGCCGCCAUUGUCUGCCAGACGGCGCUCCUCAGCGUGUCAGCGGUAAAGUGAGCGGCACGGUGACAGUGGGUUCGACUCCGGUUGAGCUGAACAACAUCGACCUUCACGCCUACAUCGUGGUUGGAGAUGGAAGAGCUUACACAGCCAUUAGUGAGGUACCGGAACCAGUGGGCUGGGCCAUGAUGUCGGUUUCACCAGUCGGAGAGCUUUUCGGUUGGCUGUUUGCUCUGGAGCUGCCCAAUAGCCAAGCGGGAUUUAAAAUCACAGGUGCAGAAUUCAGUCGUCAUGCUGAGGUGGUGUUUAGCCCCGGCAACCAGCGCCUGUCCAUCACGCAAACGGGCCGCGGCCUUGACGAACACAACCACCUCAGUGUGGACACUGUCAUUAAUGGCAAUGUUCCAUUCGUUCCACCUGGAGCUGAAGUUACUAUGAAGCCCUUCAAGGAGACCUACCAGUACUACCCAUCUGUCGCCACCUCCAGCUCUGUCAGGGAGUUUUCUGUCGGUUUGCCUGAAAAGGCCUCAGAGUCUUACACGUUCCACCUGAAGCAGAACAUCACCUACCGUGACUGUCGCCACGGAAACCUGGCUGCCACCCCGGAGACGCUGCAAAUCAACAUGGAGAGGGUGUUUGUGAUGUACGUCAAGGAGGAGCGAAUCCUGAGAUACGCCAUCACCAACAAGAUCAGCCCGAUUGGAGAUUCGUCGGAGGUUGAACUGUUGAACCCCUGCUAUGCUGGGAACCAUGACUGCGACACGACAGCACAAUGCAUCCCUCUGGAGGGCCAAGCUUUCCGGUGCCAAUGUGCUACUGGCUACAGAGGAGAUGGACAGAACUGUUAUGACAUCGAUGAGUGUGCAGAGGGUUUGAGCUCGUGUGGCGAUUACUCCCAGUGCCUGAACCUUCCCGGGACGCACCGCUGCCAGUGCCAGAGCGGCUUCGAACUGGGCUACGAAAGCCGGACCUGUGUUGACAUAGAUGAGUGCAUGUCGUCUCCAUGCCACAUCAGCGCCAGAUGUGCCAACGCCCAGGCCUCCUUCCAGUGUCAGUGCCUGCCUGGGUUUUACGGCGACGGUUUCAACUGCUCCCCUCAGGCGGAUCGCCUGAGGAGCCAGUGUGAGCAGCACAGAGACAGUUUACAGAGUGGAGGACAGCCGAGUGUUGGAGCCUACAUCCCUCAGUGUGAUUCUGAUGGGCAGUAUCGACCACGCCAGUGCCAUGGUUCUACAGGACAUUGUUGGUGUGUGGACAGUAGAGGACAGGAAAAACCCGAAACCAGAACUCCACCUGGAACCGCACCGCUAGCCUGUGAUUUAUUAGAUAAACCAGAGCGUCCAAAGACUCAGUGUGAACGCCACAGAGACAGAGUCCAGACCAGCAGUCCAGAUGGAUUCCCUCUGGCUGGAGCCUACGUACCUCAGUGUGAUGAAAAUGGACAAUACAGGCAACUGCAGUGCCACAGCUCUACUGGAUACUGUUGGUGUGUGGACAGCCUGGGAGAAGAACGCCCAGGAACCCGAACCCCACCUGGUACGCCCCCCACAGACUGCGACAAACCGGAGCGUCCAAAGACUCACUGUGAGCACCACAGAGACAGCGUCCAGACCAGCUCAGAUGGGUUUCCUCCUCCUGGAGCCUACAUACCUCAAUGUGACCAAAAUGGACUCUAUCUACCAGAGCAGUGUCAUGGGUCUACUGGACAUUGUUGGUGUGUGAACAGUAGUGGACAGGAGAGAGCUGGAACCAGGACUAGACCUGGUUCACCUCGUGUCGACUGCAGAACAGAUGAACCAGAGCGUCCAAAGACUCACUGUGAGCAUCACAGGGACAGCGUCCAAACCACCAGUCCAGAUGGACUUCCUCUAGUUGGAGCCUACGUACCUCAGUGUGAUGAAAAUGGACUCUAUGUACCAGAGCAGUGCCAUGGUUCUACUGGAUAUUGUUGGUGUGUGGACAGUAGAGGACAGGAGAGAGCUGGAACCAGGACUGGACCUGGUUCACCAAGUGUGGACUGCAGAACAGAGCGUCCAAAGACUCACUGUGAGCAUCACAGAGAUGGCAUCCAGACCACCGGUCCAGAUGGACUUCCUCUACUUGGAGUCUACGUACCACAAUGUGAUGAAAAUGGACUUUAUAUAUCACAGCAGUGCCAUGGUUCUACUGGACACUGUUGGUGUGUGGACGAUAGAGGACAAGAGCUCCCAGAAACCAGGAUUGCACCUGGUGCACCUCAUGUAGACUGCAGCAGAACAGAGGAACCAGAGCGUUCAAAGACUCACUGUGAGCAUCACAGGGACAGUGUUCAAACCACCAGUCCAGAUGGACUCACUUUACUUGGAGUCUAUGUACCUCAGUGUGAUGAAAAUGGACUCUAUGUACCACAGCAGUGCCAUGGUUCUACUGGCUAUUGUUGGUGUGUGGAUAGUAGAGGACAGGAGCGAGCCGGAACCAGAACUGGACCUGGUUUACCUCAUGUAGACUGCAGAACAGAGGAACCAGAGCGUCGAAAGACUCACUGUGAGCACCACAGAGACAGCGUCCAGACCAGCUCAGAUGGGUUUCCUCCUCCUGGAGCCUACAUACCUCAAUGUGACCAAAAUGGACUCUAUCUACCAGAGCAGUGCCAUGGUUCUACUGGACAUUGUUGGUGUGUGAACAGCAGUGGACAGGAGAGAGCCGGAACCAGGACUGGACCUGGUUCACCUCGUGUCGACUGCAGAACAGAUCAACCGGAGCGUCCUAAAACUCCCUGUGAGCACCACAAGGAAAGAGUUCAGGCCUCUGGCUCGCGUGAAUAUCCUGUAGCUGGAGCCUAUGUGCCUCAGUGUGACACCGAUGGACAGUACAUACCACUACAGUGCCACUCGUCCACUGGUUAUUGUUGGUGUGUCAAUGAAGACGGACAGGAGAGAGCAGGAACUAGAACCCCACCUGGUGCUCAACCAAGAGACUGUGUGAAACCAGUUGCACCUAAAACUCCAUGUGAGGAGCAGAGAGACAGAGCACAGGCCAGCAUUCAGGAGCGUUACCCCGUAGCUGGAGUGUUUGUCCCUCGCUGUGAUGCACAGGGGCAGUUUGUAUCUCAACAGUGCCAUGGAUCUACUGGACAUUGUUGGUGUGUUGACAGCAGUGGACAGGAACGAGCAGGAAGUAGGACUGCACCUGGCGCUUCACCUGUAGACUGCAGGAAACCAGCGCCUACCAAUCGAGCCGAGAGCGUGUGUGAGAGAUGGAGGGCCAGUUUGAUCGAGCACUAUGGAGGGAACCCGGACCCCCAGCAGUAUUUGCCUCAGUGCGAACCGGAUGGAGAAUUCAGUCCGGUCCAGUGUUACGGGGAGUCCACUUACUGCUGGUGUGUGGAUCAGGAGGGCCGGGAAAUAGAUGGUACUCGCUCACACGACGCAGUCAAACCAGCAUGCCUCCCAUCGGUGGCCCCGCCCAUCGUCCGUCCCAUCACCCGUCCGGAUGUGACGCCUCCGGCGAAAACCGCCGUCACUCUCCUCUACGCUCAGGGUCAGAAAAUCGGAGCCCUGCCUCUGAACGGGAGCCGGCUGGACGCAGAGCGCUCCAAAACGCUGUUGACACUCCACGGCUCCAUUGUUGUCGGUAUCGCCUACGACUGCAAGGAAAAUAAAGUCUACUGGACGGAUCUGUCAGCGAGGACGAUCAACAGAGCUUCAAUGGCGUCUGGAGCUGAACCGGAGACGCUCAUCAACACAAAUCUCGUCAGUCCAGAGGGGUUGGCUCUGGAUGCCAAGCGCAGGUUGAUGUUUUGGGUCGACUCGAACACAGACGUGAUAGAAAGCGCAAGCCUGGACGGCAGCAGGAGGCGGACCCUGUUCGACUCGGACCUGGUCAACCCACGGGCCAUCGUAGUUGUCUCAUCCACCGGGAGUCUUUACUGGACUGACUGGAACCGAGAGGCGCCGAAGAUCGAGACGUCCACUGUGGACGGUCAGGGCCGUAGAGUGGUUGUAUCUGACGGCGUCGGGUUGCCGAACGCGCUGACCUACGACCUCUCCUCUGGGCAGAUCUGCUGGGGCGAUGCAGGCACCAAGCGUUUGGAGUGCAUAUCUCCAAACGGAUCCGGCCGCAGGGUGAUCAACUCUGACCUGAACUACCCGUUCAGCAUGGUUUACCAUAGCAACCACUUCUACUUCAGCGACUGGAGGAGGGACGGCGUGAUCGCAGUCGACAAAGUCAGCAGCAAGUUCACCGACGAAUAUCUGCCUGAGCAGCGGUCUCACCUCUACGGCAUCACCAUAGCAACCACCCACUGUCUACCAGGGAGCCUCUAACGAAGGACCAGCAGUCCUUUGGUGCUACAGUCGCUGGAUGGAAGCAAGAGUUACAACCCUCACUGUCCUCACCCUCAAAAUAUAACCCAAAGUAAAUGUUUUGUAAAUUUUUUUAUACCCAAUUUUUUUCUACUGUUUUGAGUUAUUUUGUUUUCUAUCAAAGCUACAGAACAAAAGAUUUUAAAGGUUUUUCACAAGUGUUUUCCUAUCACUUAAAGGGAAGUAAAAAGUUGGAAGCAGUUAAUCAAUUUUGAAUUUCACUAUAUUGGUGUAAAACGUUGAUGCUGGUUUGUGCCGCUGUCAUUUUAAAGAAAUUAAUAAAUGUUUCCAGAUGUCAUCGAAGGUUAACAAAAUUGAGCAAAUUUAGUCUCAAUCAGCUGUGCUACAAAUAUUCAAGCCACACAAACAUAGCACAAUUAAUUUAUAGAUUUGUUAGUCUUAAAAAUUAUAGCGGCACAAACUAAAAUGUUUGACACCAAUUUAGUUCUGCAGUAGGUAUGAUUCCUGCUGUCUUAAUUUAGAAUAAAUUUUGGUCGAUAGCUGGUUAGCCGUUAGCUUUAGCGACUUAUUCUAAAUAUAAUGCAGAUUGUUAUCUACUACAGGUAAGAUAUUGACUGCUUUUAACUCAACGGAAGCUGGAAAACAGAACAGUAACAGCAUCAGGGUUUUUCUGCGUACAGUUUCUGUUUCAUGCAACUUCAGUGACCUUUUAAGUAAUUUGUGUUCUUUCUUAUUAAUAAUUAUUUGGAUUCAGCAGUAUUAGUAUUGCUCCAGAGCCAGGAGAUGGCAAAUUCAGCUGCAUGUCGCCAAGAACUACAAGAAAUGUUGGUUUUAUGUAGAGUUAUUAUUUCUUUGUGUUAGCUUCAGUUUAAAAAAACUGCAGCUUAGACGAAGCGCUUGAAUCUGCGGUUCGGACAUAAAUGGUGCUAAUCGGACUGAUGCCAGCAGCAAACCUGUAUUAAUAAUAAAAUACAUUUCUGAAACAAAAGCAGCACAACCCACAGAUUGCAACAGCUGCAGUCCUGGAUUCCCCACAGGA